Molecule: messenger RNA, 681 nt
Organism: Adineta steineri
Lineage: Eukaryota; Metazoa; Rotifera; Eurotatoria; Adinetida; Adinetidae
Source: the annotation of a GenBank genome assembly
AUGACAUUGAAUUCACCAUUCUCAAUUAUUUGGCUUGAUGCUCAUAUUGGUUUAUCUACGGAAUGUCGAGGAUUGAAAACAUUAUACCAAUCAGAACUUGCACUUGCAGCAGCAGAGUUUCCUGUUCCAGUUGAUCCGAUUGAUGCAGCGAUCUGCUCUGAUAUACGUGAAUUUGGUGCACCUGUUUCGUUUGCCGCAACAAUAGAAGAUGCAUUACAACUUAUUGAUGCAAAUUCAUAUUAUCAGAAAAAGAUAAUAUUUAUUACUUCAGCUUCAUUAGGAAAAGAGAUUAUUCCAAAAAUUCUGGAAGAAAAUUUUUCUAUUCAUUCAUAUUAUAUAUUUUGCGCCGAUAUGCCAUCGAAUGUUGAAUGGGCAUUAAAAUGUCGUGAGGAUCAUGGCAUGGAUAUAAAAAUGUUUGAUCAUGAAACAGAUCUUUUAAUACGGUUAUCUAGAGAUUUAAGUGAUGCGUUAAUUGAACAAGGAAAACUACUAUUUGACAGUAAGCCUAAAGAAGCUCUUAAUUAUUUUGAAUGUGCUCGUGCAUUAGCUGAGAAGGCUGUUGAACAUGAUACACCCAAGGAUAGUAAUGAUCUUCAUCGUCCAUGGACUACACAUCGACGAAUUUUAGGUGGUGAAAAUGGUCUUAUCGCGCGAGCAAAACGAGCAUGUAAUAACAAUUAA